Molecule: messenger RNA, 990 nt
Organism: Telopea speciosissima
Lineage: Eukaryota; Viridiplantae; Streptophyta; Magnoliopsida; Proteales; Proteaceae
Exons: 1
Coding region: 1-990 (329 amino acids)
Source: RefSeq, a predicted model, not a curated record
AUGGAGAACAGAGAGCAGAGAGAGGGGAAGAGGAAAAGAGAUGAUCGAGCAUGGGUUCUGACGAGCGAUGUGAAGCUAGAACCAGCAUACACACCACUUAAGAUGGUGAAGCCCGCCAACGAACACAAUAAAAACAAGUAUUACAGGUUUCAUCAAGAUUAUGGACACAAUACUGAAGAGUGUAGACAGUUGAAAGAUGAGAUAGAAACUUUGAUCCAAAGAGGUCGAUUGAACAAAUUUGUAAAGAGAGUGGGAGGAAGCAACAAGCAAGAGAGCCGAGAGCAAAAGGUGGAAGGCAAAGUAAAAUUAUCUAUCCGGGGAGAAGAGAGUCUGGGCAUCCGAACACGACAUUUAGAGAAUCAACCACUUAGGGAGAUUGCAACCAUCUUUGGAGGCCCCAGGUUAAGAGGAGAAUCCUCAAACUCAAGGAAAAAUCAUGUAUGGACUGUAUGUUUGAUAGAAGCAGCGAGCAAGAUAAGAAAGGCCGAGCAUCAGAUAACUUUUUCAGAUGAGAAUCUGGCGGACAUACAGUCGCCGCAUGAUGAUGCAUUAGUGGUAAAGAUGAUCGUCGCUAAUUGCUCGGUGGCUCGUAUCUUGGUGGACAAUGGGAGUUCAGUAAACAUCCUGUAUUUUGAUGCAUUCUUGAAGAUGCAAUUAACUUUGGAGAUGCUAAAAAGGAUAGAUUCACCCCUAUAUGGAUUCAAUGGAGCUCCUAUGCAAGUAGAAGGGUCCAUUGAACUUCUGGUCACAGUGGGAACGGAGCCCCAACUAUCCACAGUCAUGAAGAAUUUUCUGGUGGUAAAUGUUAACUCUACUUACAAUGAAAUCCUCGGUAGACCAGGUUUGAAUGCCUUGCAGGCCAUAGUCUCCACCCCACAUCUCGUGAUGAAAUUUCCAAUGGAGAAUGGUGUAGGAGAAUGUAGGGGAAGCCAGAAGGCGUCACGUAAAUGCUACGAAACAUGCCUGAGAGUUAAGGGGAAAGAGCCAUAG